Molecule: messenger RNA, 906 nt
Organism: Colletotrichum truncatum
Lineage: Eukaryota; Fungi; Ascomycota; Sordariomycetes; Glomerellales; Glomerellaceae
Product: DnaJ domain-containing protein
Source: RefSeq, a predicted model, not a curated record
AUGCUUCUAAAAACACCGCCGGCCUUCGCCAUCUGCUCGUCCACCAACGUCCUGAACGUCUUUGCCAUCCCCGCACAUCACCCUCCAUCGAUAACGUCACCAUCCAGGAGACGACCUGCUUCGCAACAACGACAAGGAACACCCUCACGAUGCUACGCGACGGUUAAAGACGCACAGAAUGAUCCCCUAAACAAAAAGAAGAAUGGCACGUGCCCCUCCUGGCCGACUUGUGCCAACCCAACACCGUACGAUAUCUUCGCUAUAGAGAAAUCCGCUCCCUAUACCAAAGCCCGAUUCGCCGAGCUCGUAAAGCAGUAUCACCCGGAUAAACACCACGCCACCGCUCUCGACGCCCUGGAAUCCAAGACUCGGUUGGAGCGGUAUCGCCUCGUUGUCCUCGCUAACGACAUUCUCAGCAGCCCGGACAAGCGCAGUGCCUACGAUUCAUGGGGCGCUGGGUGGCACCUGCCGGAGACCGGCGCCGAGGAUACUCGUGACAUCAACGAGUUGUACAGAAAGGCUGACCGUGCGUGGCGGCAUGCUCCGAAUAGCCCUGGUAUGAACGCCACCUGGGAGGACUGGGAGAAGUGGAACGAGCGGAAGAACGGCGAGAAGCAGAAGCCCGUCUACAUGUCUAACGCGAGCUUUGCGGCGCUGGUGCUCGCUGCGAUCGCGGUUGGUACCGUUGCGCAAACGACGAGGAUGGAGAGCAACUCAACCAUCCUUGCCGAGAAGAGGCAGACCCACGAGGUGAACAUUAGUAGUGCCCUGAGGCGGCAGAGCACUGCUGUGGCAGGCAAGGGGCGGGAGGAGAGAAUCGAGAGGUUCCUGCGAGAGCGGGAGAACCUCAACUAUGAAUUCGCGCCGGCGAAAUUUGAUGCACGGCAGGGGUCGGAUACCAAGUAG